Molecule: messenger RNA, 987 nt
Organism: Penicillium pulvis
Lineage: Eukaryota; Fungi; Ascomycota; Eurotiomycetes; Eurotiales; Aspergillaceae
Gene: pmeA
Product: putative pectin methylesterase
Exons: 3
Coding region: 1-987 (328 amino acids)
Biological process (GO): cell wall modification
Molecular function (GO): pectinesterase activity
Source: RefSeq, a predicted model, not a curated record
AUGAAACUGUUCCCCUUUUUCAUCUCAGCCCUGUGCCUCGGCACCGCUGUCUUCGGUGCGCCAGCGAAGCUAAAUCGACGCAACAGCGUAAGCAGAACUACACCACCAUCAGGAUGUCUCUCUGUGGGCUCGAGUGGAACAUACUCGACCAUAUCUGCCGCACUGACCGCAUUGGGCUCAUCGACCUCUUCAGCCUGCAUCUUUAUCUAUAGUGGCACUUAUGCUGAACAAAUCAAAAUCGACUAUGCUGGGUCCCUCAUCAUCUAUGGUGAAACGACCGAUUCUGGAACGUACAAGGAUAACACUGUGACCAUCACAAACACGAUAUCUUCAGAAGAUGCUGGGUCUUUGGACCUGAGUGCCACGGUGAACAUCGUCUCCGAUAGCGUUAGUAUGUAUAACAUCAAUGUUGUGAAUGGGUAUGGCAAGGGAGCACAAGCUGUCGCUCUCGUUGCAAAUGCAGAUGAGCUGGGCUUUUACGGGUGUCAAUUCUCCGGAUAUCAGGAUACCCUCUACGCGAAGGCCGGGACACAAUAUUAUUCCAACUGCAUGAUUGAAGGAGCCGUAGACUACAUAUUUGGCGACGCCUCAGCCUGGUUCGGCGAAUGCGACAUCGUUUCCAACGGCCCCGGCGCCAUAACCGCCAGCUCGCGCGAAGAAUCCACCGAUACCUCCUGGUACGCGAUUGAUUCUUGUAAUAUCAGGGCUGCGUCGGGUCUUGAUCUCGACGGUGAAGUGUACCUCGGUCGGCCGUGGCGCGUUCUUGCGCGUGUUAUCUACCAGAAUUCAGACUUGGGUUCUUUGAUCAAUGCGGCUGGUUGGGCGACUAUGGCUGAUGACGCGACUCCGCUUUAUUAUGAGUAUGAUAAUACUGGAGAUGGGUCGGAUACUUCUGAUCGGUUGUAUGAGACGUCUAUUACUGCUGGUGUUACGAAGACGACGGUUCUUGGGAGUGGCUAUGGAAACUGGAUUGAUGAGACUUACUGA